Molecule: messenger RNA, 575 nt
Organism: Linum tenue
Lineage: Eukaryota; Viridiplantae; Streptophyta; Magnoliopsida; Malpighiales; Linaceae
Source: the annotation of a GenBank genome assembly
CAUCUUCAUUGUCAUUCAAUUUUGUUCGAAUUGUGAUCUAUUGAACCUACAAAUUUCCGUUCCGGUGGACAAAAGUUUCAUAUCAAAUGAUGGGUAUGGAGUACUACAAGAACGGGGGACAGCUGGAUCCGGAGCCAGGGAGGUGCAGGAGAACUGACGGGAAGAAAUGGAGGUGUAGCAAAGAGGCUUUGCCUGAUCAGAAGUACUGCGACAAGCACAUGCAUCGCGGCCGCCACCGUUCUAGAAGCGCUAAGCAAGUGGUGCUCCGACCUCCUCCUCCUCCUGCUGCCGGCGGCGGCGGCUGUGGUUCUCGGAGCAGCGGGAGUAGUAGUAGUGCUGGGAGUUGCAAUGUCGGCGGAAAAAAACAGCAUCUCCAAAGGCGCACCCUCACUGCCUUUGAGUUAGUUCUACUAGCUAGGCGGCCGGGUUCUUCCUUCUUUUCUCUUCCGUUUUUUUUCUGUUUUGGGUUUGAUUUUGCGGUGUCGACGGGUGCUGUAGCUGUUGUUGUUGGUUUUGAUGUUGUGGUAUCAAACUGAGAGACUUGUGUUGGUGUUUUUCGGCUUUCUUUCCUAUUU